CAUGAGACAGAGACAGGAAGAGUGUGUGAGAGUGUGUGUGUAUAUGGACGUGUUUUCUUUGCACAAGUGCAUUUCCUCUCUCUCUCUUUCUGCACCGACGUGUCCUGAUUCAUAAUCUCCUCACCUAAAGUUGCAAGAAUGUUCCCCUGCCAAGCAGCGCCGGGCCAGUUUGGACCAGAGACACGGGAGCCAGGGCUGAAGGUGUGGCGGGUGGAGAAGAUGAAGGCGGUGCUGCUGGAUCCGGCCGAGGUGGGGGCCUUCUUCAACGGAGACUCCUACCUGGUGCUGGAGCACAGGGGGGACCAGGGGGCAGACCUGCACAUGUGGAUAGGUGAGAAGUCAUCUCGUGACGAGCAGGUGGCAUGUGCCAUGCUGGCUACCCAGCUGGACAACUUCCUGGGUGGUGACCCCAUCCAGCAUCGCCAGGUCCAGGGCUACGAGGCCCCAGAGUUCAUGAAUCUCUUCCACAGGGGGGUCAGCUACAAGGAGGGUGGUGUGGAGUCAGGUUUCAGGCGGCCCCAAGGUGGGUCAGGGCCAGUCCACAGGCUGUACCAGAUCAAAGGGAAGCGCAACAUCCGUGCCAAGGAGGUGGAGCUGAGCUGGCAGAGCUUCAACAAGGGAGACUGCUUCAUCCUGGACCUAGGAGAGACCAUAUUUUCAUGGAUCGGCUCGCAGGCCAACAUGUUUGAGAAGCAGAAGUCGCGUGAGAUCGCUAGCCUGAUCCGCGACACUGAGCGGCACGGUAAAGCACGCAUCGUUGACAUCAGUGAGGGAGAGGAGUCGCCGGAGAUGCUCAAGGUGCUGGGACCAAUGCUAGAGCUGGCAGAGAGCACUCCAGAAGAGGACAGUCAAGCAGACAUCUCCAACUCCGCCUCCCUUUACAAGGUGUCCGAUGCGACAGGUAAGAUGAAGCUGACCAAUGUCUCUGAAAAAAGCCCAUUUGCCAAGGACCUUCUGGUGCGUGACGACUGCUUUAUUCUAGACAACGGGGCCAAUGGAAAGAUCUUUGUCUGGAAAGGUAUGGGAGCCAAUGCAGAGGAGAAGAGGGAGGCCUUGAAAAUGGCAGAUGACUUCAUCCAACAGAUGAACUACCCCAGGAUGAAAACGCAGGUGGAGAUACUACCACAGGGGAGGGAGACGAUCGUCUUCAAGCAGUUCUUCAAGAACUGGAACUAAACUACAAGGGUUUUCAGAAAGGGGUCUCAAUUAACUGUUGCACCCCUAAAAUAUAAUGAAAUAACAACCUGGAAUAUAAAAGUCUCAAUCAAUGUCUAAAAGUCUUCUCAUCAGAAGUGAACGCAUCUCAAAUUCAAGAACAUAUCUUUUUUUUUUAUAUGUGUUUACUUAUAUGUAUAUAUUUGUAAGGUACUGUACUCAUAGACAACAACUGUUUAGUCAUGCUUAGGUCAGAUUAACUCAAAAUAAUAAGAGCAUUUAUAAUGAUGUCACACCAAAUGGAACCCUAAGUCACUACCACUGGUUCUGACUGGGAAGGAAAACAUGUUCUCACUGAUCUUACUGGGCUCUGUUAAUGGCCUUAUUUAAAGCCAAGGUGACAUUCCACAAAGUCUAUAAGGUGAAUUUGUUUGCUUCGUCUUUUUUUGUUGUUGUUUUUUUACAUUUGAUUAAGAAUUACAGGGACAUAUUCAAAUAAUACCUGUAGUAGUCUACAGAUUAUGAAAAUAAAUGGAAACUGAAAAAAUA
Coregonus clupeaformis (lake whitefish) is the source of this 1704-nucleotide messenger RNA. RefSeq names its product macrophage-capping protein. Gene Ontology annotation, molecular function: phosphatidylinositol-4,5-bisphosphate binding; actin filament binding. The transcript has 9 exons. Gene Ontology annotation, cellular component: cytoplasm; actin cytoskeleton. Gene Ontology annotation, biological process: actin polymerization or depolymerization; barbed-end actin filament capping; actin filament severing. The record is from RefSeq and is a predicted model, not a curated record. NCBI's taxonomy places the organism in Eukaryota, Metazoa, Chordata, Actinopteri, Salmoniformes, Salmonidae. Bases 139 to 1176 code for a protein of 345 amino acids.